UGAACGACGAAUCUUUUCUUGAUCUGCGAGGAUGAGGGCAUGCGUGGCAUGUCGCGUGCUUUUAGCGCUGCUGAUUGUGAUGGCGAUGUUGUUGUUGUUGUUAGGGAGCUCGAGCUUCCGGAGGGUGGAAGGGCGAAGACAGUCGGGAUCCCGACAUGCGCAUUCUCUAGGUGCUGCGAGUCCUCCAGACGUUGUGAUCAAGAGCGUGAAGCAGUCGGGAUCCGGUUGCCCAACCAGGUCAUUAACUCGUUGGGUCCUCACGGAGGACAAAGGCGGGCUGUCUAUCUCGCUUCAGAACUUCGAGGUCAGCGUUACCAAUGCUGGACGUGUGUCACGUGACACGGUCAAGGAGGAGGAGGAGGAGGAGGAGUGCUCUCUCGCCGUCGAAGUGUCGUACCCAGCCCGCUGGCAAUUUCUGGUGUCCCACUGGAGUGUCCAGGGGUUCAUGGAGCUCGACAAGACGUUGUCGGCCGAGCUGCGGUCUAAGUACACGGUGGAGGGGUCAUCCGUGUCUUGUUCGGGGAGCGAAUCGCUGACUCUCGGGGGAAAGAGGAGCGGGUACAAGCCGCACUCCUUGCUCUUCGGUGCCUCUUGUGCAAGAUGGACCCCUUGCAGGAAGGUGUCGGUAAAGCAACCCCCUCCUUCCCCUUCCGAUAAGAAGAUAUUGAAGAAACGGGUCACCAUUAGGAACACCCUGUCUAUCAAAAACAGGGACAACACCCAUAGCAGUGGGUACGUGAAGGUUGAGGUAAUUGACGCUGAACUAGAAUGGAAACAAUGCUAGCGGAGGAGGAGGAGGAGGAGGAGGUGGGGGACGUGAAGGUUGAGAUAGUUGACGCUGAACUGAAAUGGAAACAAUGUUAGACGGAGGAGGAGGAGGAGGAGGAGAACUAACAAUGUUAGACGGAG
Chara braunii is the source of this 909-nucleotide messenger RNA. The record is from the annotation of a GenBank genome assembly. Lineage: Eukaryota; Viridiplantae; Streptophyta; Charophyceae; Charales; Characeae.